Astyanax mexicanus (Mexican tetra) is the source of this 1135-nucleotide messenger RNA. It is a transcript of the gene mibp2, whose product is annotated as muscle-specific beta 1 integrin binding protein 2. The record is from RefSeq and is a predicted model, not a curated record. Gene Ontology annotation, cellular component: cytoplasm. The transcript has 8 exons. The coding region runs from base 281 to 910 and encodes 209 amino acids. NCBI's taxonomy places the organism in Eukaryota, Metazoa, Chordata, Actinopteri, Characiformes, Acestrorhamphidae.
GUGGGCAGUAAAGCCCGUGUGCGCGCUCUGCACGCUCUCUCUUCCCUUUCCGCGCCUCGCGCCCUCCGGUGAAGCUCGUGUAGCUCCGCGUUCCCGCAGCACCAUGGAGCAGAAAAGUAGCUGACGGCACGCGACCCUCCAUCCCUCUCUCUCUCUCUCUGCCCACGCGCGCUCUCUCCCGGUCCUCCAGCUCCCGCGAGCCUCCGUUCAGUAACGAAACCAACGAACGAGCCCGAGAGACCUACCGGCUGACCGACCGCCCGCGCGCCCAGUGUCCAGGAUGAAGUACGUCAUCGGCAUCGGCGGUGUAACUAACGGGGGUAAGACCACCCUGACUGACAAACUGACCCGUACCUUGCCCAACUGCUGCGUAGUGCACCAGGAUGACUUCUUCAAGCCCCAAGAUGAGAUUGAAGUUGGUGAAGAUGGAUUUAAGCAGUAUGAUGUCAUCACAGCUCUGGACAUGGACGCCAUGAUGAGCACCAUCUACGCCUGGCGUGACAACCCGGUGAAGUUUGAGCGCUCGCAUGGCGUCAACAACACUCUGGACUCCGAGAUCAUCCCACGGUCCAGAGAUGAGGAUACACACAUCCUCAUAGUGGAGGGGUUUCUGCUCUACACCUACAGACCCCUGAUUGAUGUAUGUGACCAGCGCUACUUCAUAUCCAUCCCAUACGAGGAGUGCAAAAAGAGGAGAUGCUCAAGGAACUAUGCCGUGCCAGACCCACCUGGUCUGUUUGAUGGUCAUGUUUGGCCCAUGUAUGUCAAACAUACCAAAAUGAUGGAGGACCUAGGAGUUGAUGUUGUGGAGCUUGAUGGAACCAAGUCAAAGGAGCAGCUGUUUAACUUCGUGUACGGAGACGUAAUCAACCAUAUCCAGAACGAACAAAGGUCUGUUGAUCUGCUCUAAAGCGUAGCAGCAGGAUGAAGACAUCUCUCAGCAGCAGCAGCAGCAGCAGCAUGUACCUGCCCAGACUGUGUCUGUGUUAAUUACUACUCCGCUACAUGCUUUUUGGCUUGAUUUUUUUAUACUCUCCAUAUUUAUUGCCUUUUUUUAAACGAUACUCCUGUUAAACUGCUCUGGAUAAGGUUGCCAUAGGCAGCACAACUCAAUAAAAAAGGAACUCCUGGUAAA